AAAAAUCAAUAAAAAUUUUCAUUUUCACUUGUGCUGUGUUGUAUGAAAAAAAUUUUAUUAAAUAAAAACGAUCUGUAAAGCGAAUACGUUUAAGUGAAUUAAUUGCCAAGUUGCAGUCGUAUAAAUCAGCUUCAAAGAAGUGGCUUUUGCUACGCCCAUUUUGAUCAUGUACGCCAAUAGAGUCACAGAAAAUCGAGUUCAGCGCACAGUAAAUCACAGCAAUUGUUUAUCAGCCAGUUGCCAACAAAUCGGUCGCAGCUAAAAUCAAUCCACCACAGCCACUCGGUGGCAUCUUAUCAGCGUACAUUGUCGUGCCGCUACGCUUAAUAGCGAGUAUAAAUCACAUACUCAGAGGGAUAUAACGUAAGGUCUGGGUAUUCAGACUAAUUGGGGUGGUCAGAAAUAUAAAAAAAUUAUAUUUUGUGUACAUUUGCCACAUAAAAAAUCGAAUAUACAUAUAUACAUACCUAUUUGGACGGCGACAGUCAAACGUCUUUUGUGUUUCCGUUCAACAUAAAGUAAAAGUUUUCUUAUCGCAGCAGUUUGCAGUAAAACAGCGAAAAUUAAUAAACUAACAACAAUGGCACCUGUGCGGGGGGAUGGCAUGAGAGGACUGGCGGUUUUUAUAUCGGAUAUAAGAAAUUGUAAAAGUAAAGAAGCCGAGGUGAAGCGCAUAAAUAAAGAGCUCGCUAAUAUACGCAGUAAAUUCAAAGGUGAUAAAACGUUGGACGGUUAUCAAAAGAAAAAGUAUGUGUGUAAGCUGUUAUUUAUAUUUCUGCUUGGGCAUGACAUCGAUUUUGGGCACAUGGAGGCAGUCAAUUUACUCUCAUCGAAUAAAUAUUCUGAAAAACAAAUUGGCUACCUAUUCAUUUCGGUUUUGGUGAACACCAACAGCGAUUUAAUACGUUUGAUCAUACAGUCUAUCAAAAAUGAUUUGCAAUCACGUAACCCUGUACAUGUAAAUUUGGCUUUACAAUGUAUUGCCAAUAUUGGUAGUCGAGAUAUGGCAGAAUCUUUUUCGAAUGAAAUACCAAAGUUAUUGGUAUCGGGCGAUACAAUGGACGUUGUUAAGCAAUCUGCAGCGCUUUGUCUAUUGCGCUUGUUCCGCUCCAGUCCCGAUAUAAUACCAGGUGGUGAAUGGACUUCUCGUAUUAUUCAUUUGCUCAACGAUCAACAUAUGGGCGUGGUUACAGCUGCCACAUCACUGAUCGACGCACUUGUUAAGCGCAAUCCAGAAGAGUAUAAAGGUUGCGUCAAUUUAGCUGUAUCGCGUCUAUCACGCAUCGUUACCGCUAGUUAUACGGAUUUACAAGAUUAUACCUAUUAUUUUGUGCCAGCGCCCUGGUUGUCAGUGAAACUAUUACGCUUGUUACAAAAUUACAAUCCGGUAACAGAAGAGCCUGGUGUGCGUGCACGUUUAAAUGAAACUCUAGAGACUAUUUUGAAUAAGGCACAAGAACCACCGAAGAGUAAAAAGGUUCAACAUUCGAAUGCCAAGAAUGCUGUAUUGUUCGAGGCUAUUAACUUAAUCAUACAUAGUGAUAGUGAGCCAAAUUUGUUGGUACGCGCUUGUAAUCAGUUGGGACAGUUUUUGAGUAAUCGCGAAACAAAUUUGCGUUACUUGGCUCUAGAGUCUAUGUGCCAUUUGGCCACAUCGGAGUUUUCACAUGAAGAAGUAAAAAAACAUCAAGAGGUUGUUAUUCUCUCUAUGAAGAUGGAAAAAGAUGUUUCGGUGCGACAAAUGGCAGUUGAUUUGUUAUAUGCGAUGUGCGAUCGUGGCAAUGCUGAGGAAAUCGUGCAGGAAAUGCUUAACUACUUGGAAACUGCGGACUAUUCCAUACGGGAGGAGAUGGUGCUUAAAGUGGCCAUACUUGCUGAAAAAUACGCUACCGAUUACACUUGGUAUGUGGACGUUAUACUCAAUCUAAUACGUAUUGCUGGCGAUUAUGUUUCGGAGGAAGUGUGGUAUCGUGUCAUACAGAUUGUAAUCAAUCGCGAAGAAGUACAAGGUUACGCAGCCAAAACGGUCUUUGAAGCUUUGCAGGCGCCAGCUUGUCAUGAAAAUAUGGUUAAAGUGGGUGGCUAUAUUUUGGGCGAAUUUGGCAAUCUAAUCGCUGGUGACUCACGCUCGGCACCACUUGUACAAUUUAAAUUAUUACACUCAAAAUAUCAUCUCUGCUCACCAAUGACACGCGCACUGUUGCUCUCAACAUAUAUUAAAUUUAUAAAUCUUUUCCCUGAGAUACGUACCAACAUUCAGGAAGUGUUCCGUCAACAUAGCAAUUUACGCUCUGCUGAUGCGGAAUUGCAACAGCGUGCUAGCGAGUAUUUGCAAUUGAGCAUUGUCGCGUCGACUGAUGUUUUAGCUACUGUAUUAGAGGAGAUGCCAUCAUUCCCUGAGCGUGAAAGUUCAAUAUUGGCUGUUUUGAAGAAGAAGAAACCGGGACGUGUACCCGAAAAUGAGAUACGCGAGUCAAAGAGUCCAGCCCCGAAUGCGUUGGCGCAGAAUAAUGUAAUCGUAAAUCAUAAGGUAAAUAGUAAUGCCAAUGCCGAUUUGCUUGGUUUGAGCACACCGCCGGCUGGUGUAAAUAACACUGGCGGCAGCGGCACUUUAAUCGAUGUAUUGGGUGAUAUCUAUGGCAAUAACAAUGCGGCGACAUAUAACACCAAGAAGUUCCUCUUCAAGAACAAUGGUGUACUCUUUGAAAAUGAAAUGCUGCAAAUCGGUGUGAAGAGCGAAUUUCGACAAAAUCUUGGACGCUUAGGUCUAUUUUAUGGCAACAAAACACAAAUACCGUUAACGAAUUUCAUGCCGGUACUGCAGUGGAGCGCAGAGGAGGCAUUAAAGCUUAAUGUGCAAAUGAAACCGGUAGAUCCUACACUCGAAGCAGGUGCACAAAUUCAGCAACUACUCACCGCUGAAUGCAUUGAGGACUACGCGGACGCACCUACAAUCGAAGUUAAUUUCCGCUACAAUAAUGUGCCACAGAAAUUUAGCAUUAAGUUGCCGCUAACGUUGAAUAAAUUCUUUGAGCCAACGGAAAUGAACGGAGAGUCAUUCUUUGCGAGAUGGAAAAAUUUGGGAGGCGAACAACAAAGGGCACAAAAGGUGUUUAAGGCACAACAGCCAUUGGAUCUACCCGGUGCGCGUAAUAAGCUAAUGGGAUUCGGCAUGCAAUUGCUGGAGAAUGUUGAUCCUAAUCCCGAUAAUAUGGUGUGUGCAGGUAUUAUACAUACACAAACGCAGCAAGUGGGUUGUUUGUUGCGACUGGAACCGAAUAAACAAGCGCAGAUGUUCCGACUUACUAUACGCGCCAGCAAAGAAACUGUCACCCGCGAAGUGUGCGAUCUGCUGUCAGAUCAGUUUUAAAAUACUACAAAGCAACGACAACCUAUUUAUGUUGGCUGAAAUAUGAAGAUAAAAUGUCCAAGAAAAGAAUUUAUAAUGAUGCGAGAUACUGCUGGCGCGAUGACUAAAUUUUAUAAAGAAAAGAAAGGACAAAAUAGCGCAGGAAUAACGAAAACUAUUAAAGAAGAAUAACUACUCUCUCCUAUUUAGCACAAUUCACAUCUCUAAAUUCAACACUUUUUACCAAUAUACAUACAUACUAUAUUAAAAAAAAAAAGAAAACUAUAAGAAAUGAGUACGUUAAUACACGAACUUGAUAUGUAUAAAGAAAUGUAUAGCUUUCGCAGUACAUUAGCAUAACAAAUUGUGUGAGCAAUAUUGAGUGCAUAUUUAAUUCUCCAUAUAUGUAUGUGUGAAAAUCUUAAAGUGUAAAGAUUAAAGCGAUUGGAAUUGUAUUAAAAUAGCUAGAACUACUGUUGAAUGAUUAACGGUAACGUUUGACAUUCUCACAACGCAAACUUUAAACACAACAAUUUCACAUAAGCAUAUGAUUAAAAAAAAAACUGCAAUGUUAGAUGGUUUAGAAUUUAAAUAAAUGAAAAAAAGUAUAAUAAUAAUGUUGAAAACUCACAUAAAUCGAUCAGAUGUAAAACGAUGCAAACAUAUUAUAUUAAGUUGAAACCUAAGUUUGUUGAACAAAGUAAACUAUGCGAAUAAACAUGAUAUACAUGUAAUUUAUUAUUUUUACAUAAA
Molecule: messenger RNA, 4102 nt
Organism: Ceratitis capitata (Mediterranean fruit fly)
Lineage: Eukaryota; Metazoa; Arthropoda; Insecta; Diptera; Tephritidae
Gene: AP-2alpha
Product: AP-2 complex subunit alpha
Exons: 11
Coding region: 581-3370 (929 amino acids)
Biological process (GO): intracellular protein transport; clathrin-dependent endocytosis
Cellular component (GO): membrane coat; AP-2 adaptor complex
Molecular function (GO): clathrin-cargo adaptor activity
Source: RefSeq, a predicted model, not a curated record